Messenger RNA from Didymodactylos carnosus, 648 nucleotides. Lineage: Eukaryota; Metazoa; Rotifera; Eurotatoria; Philodinida; Philodinidae. The record is from the annotation of a GenBank genome assembly.
AUGUUCAUGCACACUAUUUGGGAUGUUCGUGGAUGUUCAUUGGAGAUAUCUACAAAUAGUAUUUGGUUUUCUGUUGAAUAUCGUUUGUCACCCGAAUAUAAAUAUCCAAUUUGGUUAAAUGAUUGUAUUGAAGUAACAAAAUAUAUUAUAGAAAAUAAGACAUUGUAUGGAGAAACGUCAACCAAAGUAGGUGUAGCGGGUGAUAGUGCUGGAGGAGCUAUUGCAGCAGUAAUAUGUCAUACAUUAAAGAAUAUCGAUUUUCAGAUACUGGUUUAUCCCUUGACAAAUAUGUUGGCAUCUUUUCCAAGUUCAAAACGAUUUACUGACGUUCAAUAUGGUCUAAUACCGAUACUUAGACAUUGGUUUAACGAUAAUGCAAUUCGAGAUGGUAACGAUAUGAGAGAUGCUCGUGUAUCUGUGAUAUUUCAAUCAUCAUUUACUGGUUUACCGCCGUGUCUUUUUAUCGUUGCUGAACUAGAUCCAUUGCUUGACGAUAAAUAUCAGAAAUUAUUGGAUAAAGCUGGUAUAAAAACAAAACUUGUACUUAUCAAAGGUGUUAUUCAUUCAUUUUUUCAUCUACCAGGAAUUUUUCCAAAAUCGUGUCAACAAGCAGUAGAAGCAAUUCGUGAUUUUGUGGCUCAAGUUUAG